UCCGUCUCAUCAGAUCGGCAGUCUGAAAUACCUGUUGUGACGUAACCACUUAUAUGACGUCAUCCGUCAAUCACUAUGGAAACAGGUCCGCGUGUUGUCCUCCUGCACGUAGCAGAGGAUGGGGAGUUCGUCAGGAGGCUGGCGGAGGAGCUGAUGGGUCUGGCAUCAGAUUACUACAAACUACCCCAGACAUACAUCUUCUGUCAGCAGGUCACAGGCACUCCUGGUGACGUCAGCCGCGCACAGCUCACGUCCACACUGACCCUCGGCAGCGUGGAACUUGUCGUGCCCGUGAUCAGCAGACACCUGCUUGCUGACCAGUCCUUGCUCACGGUCGGACUGGAAACUGCCGUGAGGAACAACAAGCCUCGAUACGUCAUUUGGCUGGACCAGAACAAGGAUGACUUCCGUGAGUUCGGCACGUUAGUCAGCCGGCAGUACCCAACCCUGGAGGCGCCGACCAGGCGGGUCCAGCGGGACAGGGUUAAGGAGACGAUGCCCGGCAGUGCUUUUGGCAGUGGGAUGAGAGGCAUCGCCUGGGAUGUGCGUGACGCGCUCUGCAGACAAACAGGUAAACUGAGGUUGCCGUGCUGGCAGGCCUUGCUCUUAACUCGUGAGUUCCUGGCUGACAACAUGAACCUCCCAGCUGUUCUCACACGGCUGGAACAGGAGAACCAGCUGAGUCCGGCUGAGGUCCGGGAUAUCCAGGCGGAGCCGACACCAGUAAGCAGGGGGGAGCGGUUGGUAGACAUGCUGUGGGCCAGGAGGCGGCAGGAGCCGUACGACUGGUUAGUGCGGGUCCUGCGGGAGGAAGGACAGGACUUCCUGGCGGAGGAGAUGGAGGAACAGGAGCGGGACUGGGAGCGGGAAUUCGGCAUCGGGGAACAGCAGGCGGCACAACCUGGUCAGCAAACCGCACAGAGGGAACAUUUCUCACAGCAAAGUCAAGGUCGGCACAGUUAUUGCAUAAUUUUUACCCUUAAACCUUUAUACCUCCAUUACAGAGUUUUAAUGUGUAAUUGCAAAAUCGAGGUCUAA
Molecule: messenger RNA, 1038 nt
Organism: Branchiostoma floridae (Florida lancelet)
Lineage: Eukaryota; Metazoa; Chordata; Leptocardii; Amphioxiformes; Branchiostomatidae
Exons: 4
Coding region: 76-1038 (320 amino acids)
Biological process (GO): regulation of apoptotic process
Source: RefSeq, a predicted model, not a curated record